Messenger RNA from Racocetra persica, 401 nucleotides. NCBI's taxonomy places the organism in Eukaryota, Fungi, Glomeromycota, Glomeromycetes, Diversisporales, Gigasporaceae. The record is from the annotation of a GenBank genome assembly.
GAGUAAAAUUCACUAAUUUUCCUACUCCUCAAAGUACUUAUACUCUUAGUAAAGAGACUUUAGAGGAGAAUUGGUUGCGGUAUAUUUUUGAAGAGAAGUUGAAAGCUGAAGAAGCGGGGGAGAUAUUAAGGUAUCUCCAAGAACGCAAAAAGGAAGAGAAAGUGGUUCGGAAGAAAUCCCAAAGAAUUAAAGAUAUCAAAUCCAACUUAAAAAAAUAUCAGUUAAAAACAGAAAAAUUAACCCCCCAAGAUAUUGAAAAGUUUGAUAAGGAGGAAAAAAGGAAAAAGAAAUCUAAACCAACUAAAAUUACCGAGGAAAUAGAUUUAGAUCAGGAGAAACAAGAGCCUGAGGAAGAAAAAAUAAAACUUUCUAAGUUCUCCAAAAGAAAAAGAAAUAAAUAA